Messenger RNA from Klebsormidium nitens, 3705 nucleotides. Lineage: Eukaryota; Viridiplantae; Streptophyta; Klebsormidiophyceae; Klebsormidiales; Klebsormidiaceae. The record is from the annotation of a GenBank genome assembly.
GCGGAAAGUGACCGGAAAUCCACCUGGGCACUCCUGAUCCGCUGCGCUACAGGGGCGAUUCCGGUCACCAAAAGCUGUGCAGCGGAGAUGGACAAGUUAGUCCUAAAGGGAGAGAUCAGAUCCCAGGCAAAAUGCACCACACACACCGCCGCAUUGCACACCAGGGCGCUGGGAAUGGCAGUGAUUGGCAGUGAAGGCCGCAAUGGAAGAUGAUCUAUGAAGGAUCCAGAGGUCUGUUAAUGCUCCAUAGACAUCUGCACCGUCUGAGUCAUUGGUGCGCAGCGGAAUGUGGCGGCUGCGUGAGGCGCUAUGUUCAAGUUUAGGGGUUACCUGCUCUGGCUGGCAUGCUCCAUUCUCGCCCUGUCGUUCAUAAUCAAUGCCGGCCUGCCUUGGCUGCUCUCCUGCGAGGGGUCGCUCUGGUUGAAUGGGGGUGUCACUCCUUCGGGAGGCCCAUUAGGGGUUGUCCUCCCUUUCAAUGCCAAGGAACUACCACGUGUCAUUGAUGCGUUGAAAAGUUGGCCCUAUCCCUGCACCACAGGAAAGCUCCAGAAAGACUCCGUUCUGAUCCUUUAUGGGGACGCUGACCUCAGUGUCAGCUCGGAGGCGGGAAGCCGCCUGCGCAGCGAGGUGGCGCGGGUGCAGGGGGUUGGUCAGUGCUUUGGAAAUGUCGUCUACCUGACGCUGCCGCCUUAUACGGAUGGGGCCAUGAUCUAUGAUAAGCGGGAGGAGGACGGGGAGAUCGGGCGGGGCCGCAACACUCUGUUUUACACCUUUAUGCUUGAGCUGAUGUCAGCAAAUGGAUCGGAGGUGCACGGAUUGGGUCUGCGCCAUGUCCUAUGGAUGGAGCCUGAUGUGCAAGCAAGGGCCCCGGGCUGGCUGGAGCGCGUGCACCGCGAAGCCGCGCGCCCGUUGUACUGGAUCCAAGGCAGCAGCUACCGCGGCAAGUGCCUCCCCAAUGAGGCCGACGGCACCUGCAGCUGGGUCGGGCGCGACGCGCUCGGCUACAUUGGUGCGAACGCCCUCUACCACACAGCAGACCCGGACCUGCUGACCCUUCUGCACGACACCAGCCGGGGCCCAUUCGCACUUCGCCCGUUCGACCGCGCGAUCUACCAGCACCUAAGCAUGGCCUACCCGGAAUACCGGCACAGGGAUGCGAUGCACUUGUACGAGAGGGUGGAUUGGGUGCGGGACUACGGGCGGUACCCUGCGCCCGAGCGAGUUCCGGAGCACGUGAUUUUGCUGCAUCAGGAGCACCCGGUGUUGGAGGAGGUGGGGGAUAACUAUGUCGCCGAGGCGGAAAACGAUAUCGACAAGGGGUUGAAGGCGGAGGACUUUCAGGAAACGGCGUUGAACUUGCAGCAGGAGCUGCUGCAACUGCAGAGCGGAACGGCCCAGGAAGGUGACGACAGCCCCCUGAAGAACCCGCCCCGCGACCGAACCCUCACCGCCGCGCUCGCCAAGGUUGCCACGCCCCGCAAGCAGAUUUUGCUCGUUCUAGUUAGUGACGGGUACCACGACCUCCUCGCUAACUUCCUGCACUUCGCCUCUAAGCACGACCUUUCUCGCCACACUCUUGUGGCUGCGCUCGAUGUACCCUCGGUGGCGCUUCUAAAACGGCCGUCCGGGGUUACGGCCUGGGUUGACCUAACCGACCACGAGUUCCGCGGCGAGGGCGUGCCGCCGUUCGAUCCGGCGGACCCCGAGGGAAGCCUAAAGGUCCUCCGCCUGAGCCUGAUGCGCAGGUGUCUGGUGCAAGGCUAUAGGGUACUGAGCUCGGACCUCGACGUCGUGUGGCUCAGAAACCCGUUUCAGGCCGCAUACUUCUCAGACGAGUUGGAUUUUUGGAUCCAAAGCGACUCGCACACUGGGUUCGUCGAAACCACCAAGGGGGGCCUCCGGGAAGUCUUUGUGUCUGCGGGACUUUCGUACGCUGUACCCUCCGUUCGGACCAUCCGAUUCCUAGCCGCAGCACGGCACAUGGCUCGCGAACAUCCGGAGCUGAGCGAGCAGCAAAUCCUGCGGUUAUCGUUAACGGUCAACCGUUACCGGUUGCGCUGGCGCGCACUGGAGCCCGCACUGUUCCCAAACGGCUUCCUCUACUGGGAGCAAACCUUUCCGCAGUCGCUCGGGGUCCAGCCGAUCGCAGUGCACAACAACAUGGCCGAAAGCAAGGCCGCGAAAGUGUACCGGUUCCGGGAGGCCGGUUUUUGGAGCGCGGACGAGGCGCUAAGCCCGGAGGCCAUUCGCACCGGCGAGAAGAAGUACCUGGCAUACAUGGGCAUGGUGUUCGACAACGGGCUGGGGAAUAGGCGCGUGGAGCUGAGGCAGGCGCUGGCCAUCAGCGAGCUGCUGGGCCGGACGCUCAUUCUGCCGGUGCUGCACCGAGAGCACGAGGAGGACACCCCGGUCACUGUGGACUACUUCUUCGACUUCGACACGCUCACCGCCCACUUCCCGGACGUCGAGCCGCGCAGCCUGCUGGAGCGCGCGUUCCCCGACUGGCAGACGAUGCCCGUGCACGACAUCGACAUCAAGCUGGCGCUGCCGGAGAAUGUCACGGCGACGGGGCGGCCGCAGGACGUGUCGUGGGAGGAGCGGUUGCAGCGAGUGGAGGGCGAGUGGCACCCCAACGGCGCCACCCCGGCGGAAAUCCUGGGAUGGUACGGCGACCGGCAGGAGCCGCUGCUGGUCUUCUACAGCACAUUCAGGAGGUUUGGCGGCUUCGAGGACAAGAAAAAGGAUGCCGACUUUGAGGAACGAGUGUUCCAGGGCAUUGUCCCAACCAGGAAGACGAGAGAAGUCGCAGACAGCAUACACGUGGCAGUCAAAGCGGCUGCCAGGCAGGCGGCCGGGAAGGACGAGUUUAGCUGCUUGCAUGUCAGGCGAAAGUCGUUCCUGGUCGUGCACUCCGGCACCGAGAAGCCCAUGGCCGAGCUGGUCAAGCUGCUCCCGGAUCACCUCCCCCUCGACCGGGCCCUCUAUGUAACGACGGACGAUCCGUCGGAGGACAUGCGGUCGACGCUGGAAGCAGCCGGCUUCCCAAAAGUGAUGUUUAUGGGCGAUUUCUAUCCGCCGUGGCACCGUAGUUUAGUGGAAGGAACCACGGGCGCAAAAACCAUGCGGCAUGGGCAGAUAGAUCAGUUGGUGUGCGCGCAGGCGGAGACGUUUGUCGGGAACGAGUACUCGACGUUCACGUUCCACAUCGCGUGGCUGCGGGAGCGGUAUGGGAAGAAGCAGGUGUGUCGGGAUAUCUAUGGGCGCGAGAAAACGCCGGGCAUGGUUUACCAGUAGGAGCUCAGGAGAUGCAGGUAUGUGCGUUGUCUGCAUACGUGUACGAUACCUCAGUCGCAAGCCGCCAACGAGGCCCCCUCCGAGUCACAAAUUGCACCGCUAAAGUGCAAUCCAACUAGGCUGUCAGUCGCAGGGUCUAGAUCUCGCCCAGGACGGACUUGAACACCGAUCAAGAGCAGAGCGCGAACCCGGAUCAACGAAGUGAUGGCAGCCAUUAGGAGCUCUGAAGUUUAGGAGCGUAGCUAGCUAGCUAGCAAAGCCUGUCGUUGCACGUGUUUGAGGCACCAGGUCACGAGCAGCCAAGUUAAAGUGUCCGGUCGCGCUGAAAUGUAUUCAUCCAACUAAUCAUUAACUAUAGGUAUAUCACCUUUUGAAGUCCAACAGCUUUAUCCAUCAAAAUUAUACUCUUUC